This is a messenger RNA of Trifolium pratense (red clover), 1494 nucleotides long. RefSeq lists its product as uncharacterized. Gene Ontology annotation, cellular component: chloroplast. The record is from RefSeq and is a predicted model, not a curated record. The transcript has 6 exons. Lineage: Eukaryota; Viridiplantae; Streptophyta; Magnoliopsida; Fabales; Fabaceae. Bases 174 to 1301 code for a protein of 375 amino acids.
UUACAAAACGAUGGGCCGUCCGUCAAAGCGCGCCACACAACACAACACAUUUCUCCUCCGAAUCAAUUUCUUCACAAUAUUUCUCAUCAAAUCCCUAAUCCCUCCUUUUCCAUUCCAUCAAUUCAAAUAUAUAAUAAUAUCAAAAAUCAAAUUGUUAUCCAAACUCCAAAACCAUGUUCACCACUUUGUUACUACAACAACCUUGCCCCUUCCAUUUCUCAUUUCCUCGCAUUCACAUACCUCACACCUUCACAACUUCAAUUUCAAUUAAACCAAUCACAAAACCCAUCAAAUGUCACAAAAACCCAUCCCAAUCAUUAACUUCCAAUCCCAAAUCCAAAUCCCCAUUAGAAUCCCUCGCCAAAACAAUAUGGAACACACUUCGAAAACCCGCGGUAGCCGCGAUAUUAAUCGGAAUUUUAUUAAUAUCCGAUCCAAACACUUCAUUAGCAGCAUCUGGAGGUAGAAUGGGAGGAAGAUCUUUCUCUUCAUCAUCAUCUUCAUCAUCUUCUUCGAGGAGUUAUUCAGUUCCAUCAUCACCGAGUCGAGGAGGAGGGUUUUCUUACUCUACUCCAUAUUAUGGACCUUCUCCGUUUAGCGGUGGUGUUUACUUUGGACCUGCUGUUGGAUUUGGAGUUGGUGCUGGCUCCAGUUUCUUUCUUAUCUUAGUCGGUUUCGCCGCUUUUAUUUUGGUUUCUGGUUUUCUUUCCGAUCGUUCUGAUGGUAGUGUUCUCACUGCUGCUGGAAAAACCACCGUUCUCAAACUUCAGGUUGGGUUGUUGGGGAUGGGUCGCUCACUUCAAAGGGAUCUGAAUAGGAUUGCAGAAGUUGCAGAUACGUCAUCUCCAGAAGGUUUGAGCUACAUAUUGUCAGAAACUGCAUUAGCUUUGCUUCGGCAUCCUGAUUAUUGUAUCUCGGGGUAUUCAUCUGUGGACAUAAAACGGGGUAUAGAAGAUGGGGAAAAACACUUUAAUAAACUUUCAAUUGAAGAGCGAGGAAAAUUUGAUGAAGAGACGCUGGUCAAUGUUAAUAACAUAAAGAGGCAAAGCACAAGAAGCCAGAGAUCUAAUGGGUUCAGCAAUGAAUACAUAGUGAUAACAAUCUUGGUAGCUGCUGAAGGAGAAACUAAAAUUCCUAGCAUCAAUGGAAGUGGAAACUUGAAGGAAGCUUUACAAAAACUUGGAUCCAUUCCUUCGAGCAAAUUAUUAGCAGUUGAGGUUUUAUGGACUCCACAAAAUGAGAAUGAUACUCUCUCAGAACGGGAAUUGCUUGAAGAUUACCCACUUUUGAGGCCUUUGUAAAUUGCAAUGGCAUGCUUGCACUCUGCUUCCCGCCUUCCACGGUUAUACAGCUGCGGCCAAUACCAGUAUGACAUUGUGUCGUUAUAAAGGUUCUUAAUCAUUGUUUUUAUUAGUUGUAAAUAUUACCCAAUAGGAUCUCCUCUGAAGAAUACGUAUCAUAUUAUAGAUAAUUAAUUUUUUCGCCUUAAUUUUA